Molecule: messenger RNA, 2204 nt
Organism: Acanthopagrus latus (yellowfin seabream)
Lineage: Eukaryota; Metazoa; Chordata; Actinopteri; Spariformes; Sparidae
Product: regulator of G-protein signaling 8
Exons: 6
Coding region: 499-1509 (336 amino acids)
Source: RefSeq, a predicted model, not a curated record
CGUCUUCGCUGCAGUCUGACGGGCAAGUUCAGACAGUGGUGAAGGUGUGGCGGCAGCCGCCGUGACGAGCCCUCAAUCUCUCUCUCUCUCUCUCUCUCUGUGCACUUCAGGUGUCGCGGCGGUGAACUUCACGGAACUUUUCCCUUAUGUGUGCGUGUCUCGUCUCACCUUGCCUCGCUCCGUGUGUGUGUGUGUAUGUGUGUGCUCAGAUAUUAGCGCUGUGGUAGGAGGGGAGGUCUGAGUGCGUGUGUGUGUAUGUGUGUGUGACUGGAGCCAAGAAACAAAUCCUUGGACAGCGAGCAGCGGGAGCGACGCACGUUGGAUUUCUCUUUCUCUUUCUUCGGGGGGGCGUCUGAAGAUCACAUUGCCGAACUCUUCGGUUUCUUUCCCAUGUUGUUCCCAAGAACCUGCAGCCAUAAGCGACGCUGAGGAAAGCUGAAUAUCUGCUGGGCGAAGAGCACUUCCUUUUGCAACACCUCUCCAUCACAUACAGCUACCAUGCGUAGAUUCAGCUCUGAGGGGAGCCUCCUCGAUCUGGACUUCCUCCCAUGGAAGAGGAUGGCGCUGAAGAACCCAGAUUAUAAGCAGAACCGGGUGUCAGGCACUUACACACCUCACAUGGAGGUGGAUGUGCUGGACGGGGGGUCUACCACCCCCACCAUCCUGGAGCCCAGAGGGAGCCCCGAUCAGCCGAGGAGGAAGGAGCUGGCCAAGGAGCACAGCGUCAGCGUGGAGAACCUGUGUGAGCUGGGGAAACUGGAGAAGAGCCACCUCGGAGUGUGCGUCAUCAGCGAGGGCUGCAGGGCCUACAGCGACGGUCAGCUGGCCCCGGCCGCCAAGGGCAGCACGGAGAGCGUGGAGAGAGACGACCAGCCUCCCCUGUCCCCCUCAUCCUCCUCCAACCCAUUCCAGUUCAAGUCCCAGGACAGGCACCACCACCACAGAGCCAAACUGUCAACUGCUAAACUGCACCUCAAGAGCCUGUUUGGACAGAGCCCUCAUUCCUCAAAUUCCAACCUCAACACAGAACAAGACAGCGCUACAGAGAGGAGGUCACGCCUGCACUUCAUGCGUCAGUGGAGCCAGGUCGGCCCCAGUAAGAAGAGAAAGAUCGGUCGAGAAGAGCUAGAAAAAUGGGCCGAGUCCCUGCACUCCCUGCUGGCCAGCCAAACUGGCGUUUCAGUGUUUGGAGCAUUCUUGCGCUCUGAGUUCAGCGAGGAGAAUCUGCAGUUCUAUCUGGCCUGUGAGCAGUACAGACACUCGUCCAACAACUUCAGCCUGCAGAGGAGGGCGAAGGACAUCUGCACCACCUACAUCCAACCAGGAGCCCCCCGGGAGGUGAACCUGGACAGCAAGACGAGGGAUCUGACCACCCAGCUGCUGCAGGCUCCCUCUCACACCUCUCUGUUGCAUGCACAGAAACGCAUCUACUCGCUGCUGGACACAGACUGUUAUCCCCGCUUCCUCCAGUCCAACAUGUACUGCUCGUUACUCCAAGACGCUGAUUAGCCUCGUGUUGACGGGACACCUGGACUCAGGACUCCUGUGUCCAGUCUUUAUGUUGAGCUACUCACAUCCUGACUCCAGCUCUGUAUUUAACACACAGCAGUAAGACUGGUACAUAUCUUUUUUUUUUUUAAGCCCAGUUAUCAAAAAGAUACAUUUCCCAACGUGUUAUUCUAUUUCUUCAUUAGGGUGCUUGUGGGCUUUGAGCUGCAGCAGUCGGCCCUGAGAAUUUAGUAAAACUCUGCUGAGGCAGUUUAUUUCCGUCACUUUAACAUGACCCGUGAAACUAUGCAGCUCUCGUUGUAAUCAUUAAACAUCUUCCAUGUAAGCAGCUCAUGUCCCCAUGGUCCAAUAACUCUCGGAGUUUCUCCUGCUGACGGAAAGGAAAAACAAGUUCUACAAGAAUGAGCUCUUUGCUGAAAAGGUCAUAGUACAAUGUAAUUUACUUAUAUGGCAAAGGUGGUAACCUGAGCUUAUUGAGCCUGACAGGUUAAAUUGAUACACAGCUACAAGGAAGGUGUUUUCAGCCUGCCUCUGCAUGCAGAUUUGAGAAAACAGUCUUUUAUAUAGAGGUUGUUUCUAAUGAAUGCCGUUGAAUAGCAUUUUCCUGAAUGUUGGGCCUAGAGAAACAGAAAAAAAAGUGCCCAUCAGCUUUGAGUUUUAAAGAGAAAGAAAUAAAAUCCUGUUUUUGUAUUUGA